Messenger RNA from Olea europaea var. sylvestris, 865 nucleotides. RefSeq lists its product as uncharacterized. The record is from RefSeq and is a predicted model, not a curated record. Bases 65 to 532 code for a protein of 155 amino acids. The transcript has 5 exons. NCBI's taxonomy places the organism in Eukaryota, Viridiplantae, Streptophyta, Magnoliopsida, Lamiales, Oleaceae.
AGGAACAAGCACAAGUCAAAAAGUGCCCUCUGUUCUACGUAAUUCUUCUCUCAAAAGCUCUCCAAUGGCAGCAGCAGCAGCAGCUUCAUCUUCUAACUCCGUUUCAAAUUCCGUGUCUUCCGUCACUCCUCCUCCUCCUCCUCCUCUACCCAAACAAGAACAACAGGGUAUUUCGAGUGUAAAUAAGGUUUCUGAUGAGCAAAACAAAGGAUCCAUCAAAGACCCAUUUGAGGAUAUUGAUAACAAGGAACAAAUUGAUAAAUUUCAAAAGUACGAGGCUGAUUAUAAACGUUACCUGAUGUCAAAAUACUUCUCAGACAAAACUAUUUUUGGAGGCAAUAUAUUUGAUGUGAAGAUGAAUAUAGAUGGCCAGACCAUAACAGCAAGCAGGUUGCCUCCGUACCAGUCCUACUUAGAUCCAGCAAGUUUUGAUGAAUUGAACGACAAAGGUCCGACUACAGCAACAGCUGAGACCCCAACAGAUAGCACUUCAAAUGGGAAGCCCUCAACAAACACAAGUGGGAACUCCUAGAUGUGCGUGCUUGAAUCCAUUUUGAGUCGUAUGUGAAAAUGAAUAGCGAAUAGUGAAGACUAACAUGUUUAUCUGGACUCCUACGUCUAUUUUUGAAUUUAUGACCGUUGCAUGUACUAGUGGGUUAUCCUUUCUGUUAUGCUGCUAAGCAUCAUGUUUCUGAUAUAUGUGGUGUUUGAAUGUACAAUUUUAUUUAGGCUUCUGCGGAGAUUUUAAUAUAUGCAUGGUGCUGGAUUGAAGAGCUAGAAAGUGCCCAAUGGUACAUAUUGCGAUCAUUUUAACGUCUGUAAUGAUUUUUUGGUAGACGCAAAUGAAGAAGUUGGUUAAAAACAA